AUUGUGCUCCUCGAUUUCGGUGCAUCAAGAACCUAUCCCCGAAAGUUUGUGGACGAAUAUCUGAGGGUGAUUAAGGCGGCUGCGGACGGCAAUAAGGAGGCCAUACUGGAACACUCGAGGAAUUUGGGUUUCCUGACUGGCUAUGAGACCAAGGCAGGUUCUAAAUUUUUACUUGUCGGUUUCGCUGUUUUUUGCAGGCAGUCCGCGGUGCUACCCCGUUGGGAAUAUCCAUUCUUUUAUGUUCUGCCUAAGCAGUUCAUUUAUCAUCACGUAGAUGUUGUGUUCCUUGGCCUAAUAAAAUCGCCGCUUGACAUGGUUAUGAUAAGGCCCGACCCAGCUAAACAUCUUAUCCUCGGUGAGGCCUUCGCCUCUAAGAAGCCCUUCGAUUUUGGCAGGCAGUCCACAACUCAGCACAUCACUGAACUCAUUCCUGUCAUGCUGGAACAUCGAUUGACACCUCCGCCCAGCGAGAGCUACUCCCUCCACCGCAAGAUGUCCGGUUGCUUCCUACUCUGCAGUAAGCUGAAGGCGGUUGUCGACUGCAGAAGCAUUUUCCUGCAGAUUGAAAGCGACUAUAAGUAUGGCCAACCGGAUCCACCCUCAAUCGAUUGUCCCUUACCAGCUGCCUCCGUGGUGGCCUAG
This is a messenger RNA of Dibothriocephalus latus, 642 nucleotides long. NCBI's taxonomy places the organism in Eukaryota, Metazoa, Platyhelminthes, Cestoda, Diphyllobothriidea, Diphyllobothriidae. The record is from the annotation of a GenBank genome assembly.